GUAAACAGCAAAAAUAUCCUUUAUAAAAAUUUUAAACUUAUCGGAUGUUUGAUUUUUCAAAUUCCUUUCAAAUGACUAAUUACAAUGAGUUCGAUAAAAAAAGAAUCAUCGAUGUUGAAAAGCUUUCUCUAAUGCGUAAGUACUUUGCCUCACCCUUAGGGGUAACGCUUCGACCACAGUAAUUUGUCUUAACUUCAAUUUUUUCAGAAUCAUUUCUUCAAAAACCACAACUACUUCUUUAGUGAAAUUAUGCUCUUCUGGAUUUAUGUUUUAAAUGUUUGUCAAUUCCUUUCUCUAAGUAGGCAGAAUGGAGCUUCUAUUCUUGGCGAGUUUUCUGGGCUGCACUGAAUUAACUCCAUUUAUCCGCCUCGCUUAAUUGAAGAAUAAUUAUAGGAUUCAAAAUAUAUAUGGCAACAUCUCAGUUCAACGGUCCGACUUCCACUUAAAACACUUGAACAAUAUUGGUAGCUAUUGGUUUAAUCUAUUUCCUCCACCUCUAAGAUUACCAGUUGUUUGGGUACGUUAUAUAAAUAAAUGAUUCAGCGAAAAAACGUUCAAAGACACGCCACUAUCAAGCAAGAACGAAGUUCAUGAAAGGGGGAAAACACACCGUCAAUCGUCAGUCUUUCUACCGUGUGAUGAAGGCCAUUCUUUGUUUCGCUUUUAUCAGCCUGCUGGUAUUAAGUAUUACUCCGCAUGCCGUGGAAAUGCGUAGGAUCAAUAAUACACCCUUUAAGUGGAGCAACCGUUUGCCAUCGCAGUGGAAAAAGAGAGAGUUCACGAACGAACAUCACAACAAGCUGGACACAGGCUUUCAGAGGAGGUACAUGUUUUCUCUUUUAAUCUGAGAUUUUGAGAUUUUUAUUCUUAGCGUUUUCCAAGCAUCUCAAGUGUACGAUACUGUCUUCAAUGAAUGUGUCAGCUAGAAUAAGAGAUUUUCUUAUCUUUUCUAACAUCUCUAUCCAUGUGAAGCGCAGUGAAGUCAGAAAUGCGCUCGAUCAGAACUUCUGCAUUAUCAUAAUUAUGAAGGGCUUCCUAAGAACAGUGCGCGGAGACAGUUAUGCGGCAAAUUUGAUCGGCCAACCUGGGAGAAGACUAAAAAACUCACUAAGGGAGGGGCUGCCAAAACCCAGCCUGCCUUCCCUUCCAAGCUUCCAAGCUUUCCUCCCCCCUCAUUGUUCAUCUAAAAAUCCAAUCUUCAGUUCACCGACAGUCCGCAUGGAGACCCAAAGAUUUAUGCACAAAAGUGAGGGGUUGCGUCGACCGUCUAACUAAACAAAUAUGGGUUGAGAGGGGAGGGUGGGUAAGGCGUUCAUCGAUCGGGAGAGAACCCCUCGGGAAAAUAAAGAUUGUAAGAGGUCGAGAAAUUAUAAACUGUAAUAUCACUUGAAGAGAUCCAAUUGAUCUUUUUUCCCCUUCAUUUGUCUCCUCAGUGAUGAACUUUCCAGACUGGAUAAAGUGGAAGGAAACACUUUUGGGCGGCCACAAUUCCCUCGACCCGGGAAGAGACAGAUCCAUCCAGCGUAACUGUGGACUACGAUGAAUAACUUCAAAACUCCAGUAGAGAGCCUUGUAGGAUCUAGCAAUUAUAGAAUUUAUGAAGCGUAGUGUGUUAUGUUACCUUUGUCUGUUUUUUUUAAUCCUAGACUGAUAACGGCAAUUUUGCCAUGGACUGAUUUUGUUGUAGAGAACAUUAUUGAUUUGUUUCUGUUAGUUGCAUGCUCCAAUUAAGAUAGGGCUCCCGUUACGCUGUCGACUUUCAGCUCCAUAAAAUUAAAACCUUGGUUUCAUGUACUAUGUGGUUGACCAAUCAGCUUCUGAAUAAAGGGG
Pocillopora meandrina is the source of this 1830-nucleotide messenger RNA. NCBI's taxonomy places the organism in Eukaryota, Metazoa, Cnidaria, Anthozoa, Scleractinia, Pocilloporidae. The record is from the annotation of a GenBank genome assembly.